Messenger RNA from Batrachochytrium dendrobatidis JAM81, 1086 nucleotides. RefSeq lists its product as uncharacterized. The transcript has 5 exons. Bases 1 to 1086 code for a protein of 361 amino acids. The record is from RefSeq and is a predicted model, not a curated record. Lineage: Eukaryota; Fungi; Chytridiomycota; Chytridiomycetes; Rhizophydiales.
AUGAAAUUAUCAAUCGCCGUAUUGGCAUCAGUCCUGACUGUCUGCUCGGUCACUAUUGCUAGUCCAGUCAUUCCCAGCUCAACUACAAGUGCUGAAUCUAGUAUUUGGACAGUUAUUCCCACUGCAAAUGCAGUCAGUGAACCUGACUAUUCGGAAUAUCCUAUCCCAUAUGACGGGUAUGGAAAGUAUUGCCAUCCACUUGAUUUUGAUGGAAUGAUGCUGGUCAAACUACUUGCAAAAAAUACACAUAAACUAGAAAAAGUAACAAAAUAUAUCAACAAGAAAGAGUCCAACAUUGCAUGUCAAGAAACAUUGGUGGGUGAGCUCAAGGAAAGACUGGACUCUGUAAUGGAUGAUGGUCAUGGGUCAGGAAUCGCCGAGCUUGAAUCCGAGUUUAUUAAACAGAAUGGCAUUCUUGAACAACUCAAAGAACAGUUGGAGCGACUUUUUAAAAGACAUUCGAAUAGGUACAAAAAAGAUGUUGGAUUGCGAUCGGCACUUGCAGAGUACUUUGCAGAGCAUGAUCACCAUCAGCUCACUCACUCGUUGCACCGAUGCAACUGCAUGAUCAACCUGACACCAACCAAACCACACUCGAAUAUAUAUGUUCCAGUCAUGUGCAUCGUAUAUCGAUUGUCAACUCCAACACAUUCCACCAUGAUUAUGGUCACAUCACACCAUGCUGAUUUGCAUACACACAUAUGUUUGGCAUUGACCGAUGCAUACUGUGUAACAACUGAUCGGUGCGGAUGUAAUUGCACACUUGGUGGUAUUGUGCAUUAUGGUUGUUUGACAAUGGAUGAAUGCUGGAUUAUCGAGUUUGUGCUGGUAGCGUACCAUUGUGAUUUGAAUCAAGAAAACCUAAAAAUCGAUGUUUUGAAUCUUGACCAAACACUACAAUUCAACAUGUUCUGUCGUGGUACUGCUUUGCUUGCUGUCCGCUCUGUUCUCUCCAAAAAACCUGCUGCAUUAUCAACUGCUGUGAUCCGCACCAUUCCUAUACGUACUCUGACUUUUAAGCCACUGUAUACUGCUGAAGCAACUGCUAAUGGUGGUCGGCAAGUGGAAUACUUGGUCUGUCAAUGA